UUUCACUAUGUGAAAAACCAGGCUCGGUUCUUUGUCCAGGAUGCCAGCAUUGCCUCUGCAUUGAAAGAUGUCAGCUACAAGAUUUGUGAUGAGGAGAACCAAAAGAUAUCGAUCUUUGUCAUUGCCUCUAAUGUACCCUACUCUGUGCGGUAUAAGUUGAAACCAAAAGAAAUGAAGCAGCUAAAGCUGACCAUGCACAAACGCUAUGAUGUCUCCCAUGAAGCUCUUGACCUCCAGAGUCUCCGCUUUGACCCAGACUUGGUGGGCCAUGAUAUUGAUAUAAUCCUGAAUCGAAGAAACUGCAUGGCUGCCACCCUGCAGAUCAUUGAAGAGAAUUUCCCUGAGCUGUUGUCCUUGAACUUGAGCAACAACAAACUGUACCAGCUGGAUGGCCUGUCUGACAUUAUACAGAUGGUCCCCACAGUCAAGAUCCUGAACCUCUCCAAAAAUGAG
Puma concolor (puma) is the source of this 453-nucleotide messenger RNA. Lineage: Eukaryota; Metazoa; Chordata; Mammalia; Carnivora; Felidae. The record is from RefSeq and is a predicted model, not a curated record.